Messenger RNA from Tachysurus vachellii, 3702 nucleotides. It is a transcript of the gene lamb3, whose product is annotated as laminin subunit beta 3. The transcript has 22 exons. Bases 114 to 3587 code for a protein of 1157 amino acids. Gene Ontology annotation, molecular function: extracellular matrix structural constituent. Gene Ontology annotation, cellular component: laminin trimer. The record is from RefSeq and is a predicted model, not a curated record. Gene Ontology annotation, biological process: substrate adhesion-dependent cell spreading; cell migration; basement membrane assembly. NCBI's taxonomy places the organism in Eukaryota, Metazoa, Chordata, Actinopteri, Siluriformes, Bagridae.
CACACGCACACACGCACACACACACACACACACACACACACACACACAGGUGUGUCAGUGUAUAAAAGCGGCUGAGCUGAGUGUUAUAGAGCAGUUGUGUUUAUUUCUCCAGUAUGAAGACUCUAAUUAUUCUACAGAUCACUGCAGCAUUAGCAGUAGUGUGUGUGGCACAGCAGGAGUGUGUGAGCGGGGCGUGUUAUCCUCCGCUUGGUGAUUUACUGAGUGGCAGAGAGAUUGAACUCAGAGCCUCGUCUACAUGUGGUCUCACUGGUAUUGAGGUGUUUUGUACACCAUUAGGACAGUGGAAAAUGAGGUGCUGUCCAUGUGACUCAAGAACUGCAGAAGGUCAAAACUCACACACAAUCCAUAACGUUCUGAGUGCAGCAGGAGCUGGGCGCUGGUGGCAGAGCAAGAAAGAUGUGUCUUCUGUCACUGUAGAGUUGGACCUGAAAGCGCUGUUUCAUAUUGACAACCUACUGUUGUACUUCAAGGGUCCCAGGCCAGAUGCUCUGGUGAUUGAGAGGUCGUCUGAUUUUGGAAGGUCGUGGACACCAGUGAUCUACAUGGCCACUGAUUGUGAAUCCACUUUUCCUCACGUCCUAACAACGACCUCUGACCUCGACAACCCCCACUGCUACACACUGCCAUCCAACGCCAAUAACCCCUUCCAGGACCAAAGGGUGUAUUUCCACCCUCUGCUGCAGUACUCCAGCAUUCCUCACCCACAUGAACAUAAGAUUGAGAGGCUGUCAGGUUACACAGGGCUGCGUGUGAACCUGACUCAGUUUGGGGCGGUGCCUUACACACCUGGCCGACACCCAUCACGUUUCUAUGCCCUGAAGGAGAUAAAGCUAACUGGCUCCUGCUUCUGCCAUGGCCACGCUGACCGCUGCCUUCCUGACCCCACCUCCAAACUGCCCAACACAGAGGUAUAUAGUGUAUGUGACUGUCAACACAACACAGCAGGUGUGAACUGUGAGCGCUGUGCUGACCUUUACAACGACCUUCCAUGGCAACCAGCAGAAAGAGACAACACACACACUUGCAAACGUUGUGAGUGUAAUAAUCACGCCCAUCGUUGCCAUUUUGACCCUGUGCUGUAUGAGCUGAGUGGCCGAAGGAGUGGUGGAGUGUGUGAGGCGUGUACACACCACACAACAGGAACACACUGUGAGAACUGCUCUAACAACUAUUACAGGAACCCCAGGAGCAGCAUGCAGAGACCUGAUGCAUGCUUACGGUGUCAAUGUGACAGUGCGGGGUCAGAGGUCAGGCGUCAGUGUGACGAGGUCACAGGGAAAUGUCUCUGUAAGAAGAAUGUGGAAGGAGCGCAGUGUGACCGCUGUAAACCUGAACACUAUGGCCUCAGCAGUCUGAACUCACUUGGCUGCUCCAAGUGCUCCUGCAGUGCACUCGGUUCUCUUCACAGUGUGUGUGAUGCAGUGACAGGUCAGUGUGUGUGCAGGCCAAAUGUGGUAGGAAGGUCAUGUGACCGGUGUGCUGAGGGAUUUUGGAACUUGUCAUCAGGAUGUAGAGCAUGCGCCUGUGACCGCACUAACGCCGUUGGCAGCUCCUGUGACCAGUUAACAGGUCAGUGUGUGUGUCGUUCUGGUUUUGGGGGUCGAACCUGCAGCAGCUGUCCAGAAAACACAUUUGGAGACCCACUAACUGGCUGUAGACCAUGUGUGUGUGACCAUGUGGGUAGCGUGUCCGGGGGCUGUGACCGUCGUACAGGUGUGUGUGUGUGCAAGCCAGGUGUGGAAGGGGACAGGUGUGACAUGUGUGGGCGUGGUCACUGUGCUCAGUUCCCUAACUGCCCCAUCUGUCCAUCCUGCUUUUUCUUACUCGAUGGAGAGCUACAGAACUUCAAACUCCGUCUGCAUCGCUUCACACACACACUGCCCACACAAAUACCUGUACACACACUUAUACGCAUCACAGACACACAGCUAAAACUUCAGCAACUCCUCAGUGCCCUGCAGCAGCUCCCUAAUGACAGAGACCUAUACAACAACUAUACACUCCUUUUACACACACUGCGGUCUGAGUUGGACUUGGUGGAGGAGGAUUUGAGGCGUACAGGUGUAGUUUAUACUCCAGAUCUGGAGGUGGACCUGAGCAGACUCCAGGAACAGCUCUCUAACCUUCACCUGAAUUACAAUGCCAAGAAACAAGCAUCAACACACUUCAAUGGCUCUAACUAUGCUGGAGUCCUGGAUGCUGUUAAAAAUGCCUUCAACAGAUCCACAGACGCUGUGAAACGUGCAGACAGAACUGCAAACACUGUGGACAGGUCAGCGUCAGUCAGAGAGGAUGCCAUUAAAGGCCUACAGCAUGUACAGCCAAUAAACAUGCAGAACCUGCAGAUGCUCAUGGAGGACCUGGCAACCCGUCCAAACCUCACACCUACAGCCAAACAAGUGUGUGGUAGGAAGCGUGUUUCACCGUGUACACCACAGCAGUGUGAUGAUGAGCUGUGUCCUGAAGACGGAGCAUCCCGCUGUGUUGAAGGACAGAAGUGUGUGGGAGCUUUACCAUGGAGUCAGAGGGCGGAGCAAAACACAGUGAAGGUGAAAGACAAACUGAAACAACUCAACGACAACAUCUCUCAGGCAUACAAGCAGAUUCAGAAGUCCCAGGACUCAACCAAUCAGGUAAGAGCAUCUGCAGAUGAGCUGUCCAAUCAGACGAAGCAUGCUCGUGAUGACAUUGACGAGGGACUGAAGGACAUUAGAGACUUCGUUAGGAAGCUGAAGGACUUUCUGUCAGACCCGACCUCUGACCCUGCAGCAGUGCAGCGUGUGUGUGAGGGUGUGUUGGGGGUGAAGCUGCCUGAGACGGUUGAUGCCCUUAAAAAGAAGCUGAAAGAGAUUCAGGAUGUUGCUGCCUUGCUGCCUGACACCAGCAUGGUCCUAAAGAAUGCCAGCUCACAGCUACAGGAGGCACGGCAAUUACUGCAGAACGCCAAGAACGCCAGGGACAUGGCCCUGGAUCUGCAGAACACCACUGAUGGGGUUCUAGCAUCCCUGAAUCAUGGUGAGAGCGCCCUCGCUGACAUGGAGGAAAAACUGCAGCACAACCUUGACAACAAUAACCAAGUCAGAAAUGAUAUCCAAAACGUGAAGGAUGUUCUGUUUCCUGUCGAGGGUUUAGUAAACAGAGGGCUAGGGGUAUUGGACACUUUGCACGCUAUGCUGGACCCCCUAAAGGAGGAAGUGCACAAAGGAAGGGAACUAGUGGAGAAUGUGGGAGAGAAUGCAAAGGGGGCAGAGCAUGAAGCCAAAACUGCAGCACAGGACCUGGAAUUGCUGCAGCAACAAAUGUUGACGCUGCAGCAGAAUAUAGACAUCAACACCACCACGGAUGCAGCAGAAAGGCUACAGACACUACAGACUGAGGCAACUCACCUGAUUCAGGACACAGCUGACAUCCUGAACCAGCUUACAGAUAAGGAGGCGGGGCUGCAGAAGCUGGGGGAGGAGUUUGUGUUAAACGCUCAGCUAUUGGAUGGUCUGGAGUCUCGACUGAAAGAGUUGAUCAGUAACAUUAGCACUAAAGCUAAAUAUCUCAGUAGCUGUGUGGCCUAAACAAAUAUUUAUAUUUUUUACUGCAACUUUUAAAUUAAGGUCAAUGUUCUUUUUGUAACGGAAUAUUUUUUAUUCCAUUUUAUUUAGGAAAAAAAUUAAAAGAUAUCAAUACUGA